Danio aesculapii is the source of this 1369-nucleotide messenger RNA. RefSeq names its product transmembrane protein 240a (gene tmem240a). The record is from RefSeq and is a predicted model, not a curated record. Bases 463 to 990 code for a protein of 175 amino acids. Lineage: Eukaryota; Metazoa; Chordata; Actinopteri; Cypriniformes; Danionidae. The transcript is spliced from 4 exons.
UAUGUAAAGCCGACCACACAUUUCUUCAAAUAAAUCCUCGACGACGAAUCGAAGGUCUACUAGACGUCAACUCCAAGACAGAUAUAUCAGAUAAGUAGCUGCCCCGGGCACUGCUCGCUUCCGCAAGACAUUUCUAACGGCGUCGGAGCGCGAAGGAGGAGAGAAGCAUCAGCAUCAGUAAUCAGACUAGGACGCGCUCCCUCCCAACCGCACGGCUGAGGCGGAUUCAACUGCAGCACUGAGGGGACGUAUAUCGCUGGAUGUGGCUGAAGACCGAGUGCUGGGAUAAGAGAGAGCUGCUCAUCCUAACCCUAUGCGCCUUAUAAACACUUCCCAAUCUGGCGGGUUCAGGACUGAGGCAGGUGCAGCGGUGAGGGCGCAUCCAUGAGCGUCUUCUCCCGGGACGGCAUGUUUUUAGUUUAACCGGAUCGGGGAAGAGGAAAGGCGAGUUCGGAAGUUUUGAUGCAUAUGAUCACAACCACCAUGAUUUUUAUGAUCCUCGGUGCUUCAGUCGUCAUGGCGAUAGCGUGUUUAAUGGACAUGAACGCACUCCUGGACCGCUUUCACAACUACAUCUUACCGCAUUUACGAGGAGAAGACCGCGUCUGUCAUUGCAACUGUGGAAGGCAUCAUGUUCAUUACGUAAUUCCAUACGAUGGAGACCAUUCGCUCGUGGACUCAUCCGAGAAUUACUUUGUGAGUGACAGUGUGACCAAACAGGAGAUGGACCUCAUGCUGGGGCUGUUGCUGGGCUUCUGUAUCAGCUGGCUGUUGUUGUGGCUGGAUGGGGCUUUGCACUGUGCUGUGAGGGCCUGGAGAGCCAGUCGCUAUUAUGACACCCCUUCCUGGUCGUGGUUGCCACAGUUUUGCAACCUUCGGGACCUGCGUAGACGUGCACAGCUUCGGCAACUGGAGGACUCCAGCGGAAACAUGGUGCACAUCAAGCAGAAGCUCUAUCACAAUGGUCACCCCAGUCCCCGUCACCUCUGACUUUACCGGCAGUUUCCACAAAACUGCUCCAUUACCAGCUGCUGCCUCAGAGACCCACUUUAAUUGUUCCACUACAUCUUUUAGACCUUCAAAAACCACUCGAGUAUUUGCCAAAAGAAGAAAGAAGAUUCUUGUUGCCAUUAUGCUGAUCCGUGUCAAUGCUCGCCGUGUUUGGCGGGCGAUUUAGAAAGGUUUUUCUCUGUACAGGCAUUUUAUUUUCAAUUGCUGAAUCUAGGCAUGCACUUUUAGAAUGGGGGAGGAUGCAAGAAAUAAUUUUUGUGAGACAUUUUGAGCCAAUUCAUGUUUUUUUCCUUGCUUUCCCCCCCCCCACCCACCUUUUUUAGCUUUUUCAUCAGGACUUUUUGGGAGGGGGGUGAUU